ACAGCCAGCACCCACCAUGGUCUCCAUGGGGCUCCAGCUGCUAGGCUACGCCGUGGCCUUCCUGGGCUACAUCGGCACGCUGACGGCCACGUUGCUGCCCAGCUGGAAGACCAGCUCCUACAUCGGCUCCAGCAUUGUGACAGCUGUGAGCUUCACCAAGGGGCUGUGGAUGGAGUGCGCCACAUACAGCACGGGCAUCACCCAGUGUGACAUCUACAGCUCCCUGCUCAACCUGCCUGCCGACAUCCAGGCAGCCCAAGCCCUGAUGGUGAGCUCCUGCGCUGUCUCAUCCCUCGCCUGCCUCCUCACCGUCGUGGGUAUGAGGUGCACCGUCUUCAGCCAGGGCUCGCCGGGCAAGGACCGGGUGGCGGUGGCAGGUGGCACUGUCUUCAUCCUCGGGGGGCUGCUCUGUUUCAUCCCGCUGGUGUGGAACAUCCAUGUGGUGCUGCGGGAUUUCCACAACCCCAGCCUCCCUGACAGCAUGAAGUUUGAGCUCGGGGAGGCGCUUUACCUGGGCAUCAUCUCCUCCCUCCUCUCCCUUGUUGGCGGCUUCAUCCUCUGCACCUCCUGCCCUGCCCGGGACCCAACAACCACCUACACGAGCACCUACCAGCCCCGGCUGCUGGCGAGCAAGAGUCCCCGGCCCUCCGUCAGCCAGACGCAGAAGACCAAGAGUGAGCUCAACUCCUACAACCUGACGGGAUAUGUGUAG
This is a messenger RNA of Haliaeetus leucocephalus (bald eagle), 712 nucleotides long. RefSeq names its product claudin 2 (gene CLDN2). The record is from RefSeq and is a predicted model, not a curated record. Gene Ontology annotation, cellular component: plasma membrane; bicellular tight junction. Gene Ontology annotation, biological process: bicellular tight junction assembly; calcium-independent cell-cell adhesion. The coding region runs from base 17 to 712 and encodes 231 amino acids. The transcript has a single exon. Lineage: Eukaryota; Metazoa; Chordata; Aves; Accipitriformes; Accipitridae. Gene Ontology annotation, molecular function: structural molecule activity.